Metopolophium dirhodum (rose-grain aphid) is the source of this 5975-nucleotide messenger RNA. RefSeq names its product ras-related protein Rab-10-like. The record is from RefSeq and is a predicted model, not a curated record. Gene Ontology annotation, biological process: protein secretion; regulation of exocytosis. Lineage: Eukaryota; Metazoa; Arthropoda; Insecta; Hemiptera; Aphididae. The transcript has 9 exons. Bases 5096 to 5827 code for a protein of 243 amino acids. Gene Ontology annotation, molecular function: GTPase activity; GTP binding.
AUUGCUCUACAGUAAGUAAUACAUGUGCAGUAAAAUUAGGAAUUUGAUUAUUGAUCCCUCGCUAAGUUGGGUCAUUUGAUACUUUUAGAUUAGCUGAAGACUUUCAUAUCGGAACAGGUAUUUAAAUUUUAAAAGUGACUUUACCGUUUACUACACCGAUGCGUCUACAUUUUACCGUCCUUUACUCUCAAACUGUGUCAAAAAGUCAUCUUUACUCUUUCUCAAAAAAUUGUUUUUUUUUUAUAUGUAAUACUAUGGUAUACUCAUGAUUGUCUCCAAGUUAUCUUAGUGCACAGUGUUUACAAUACAUUCAAUUAAACAUACUUUUUAUGGAAAAUUGACAACCUAAUAAAUUUUAACUAUAAUACUGCAACAUAUCGGAUAGAAAUAAAAAAAAAAAAUCAGUGUUAUAUUUUGAAACUGUAUGUGGUAUUCUUAAAAAUUAUAUAGGUUUUAUAUUAAUAUAUUUUUUUUUUUUUUUAAGAUAAUGUAUGUGGAUAACAUUAUCUUAAAAAAAAAAAAAAAUAUAUUAAUUCUUAAUUAGUCCAUCAUUAACAUAACUUUCGCAUUAAUUAUUCGUAUUGUAUAGUUAUCUACAAAGUACUAACAGCUGUCGUUUCAUUGUUUUAUUAUAAUUAUAUAGGGAGUAGUCAUAUGUGGAGCUAGGGAUGGGGUUGGGGGGGGGGGCAUAGCCCCUCCCUACCAAGUUUUAGAUUAGCCCUCCCAAAUGUAUUAUCUAUUUAAAACUACAUACCUAGGUUGUUUGUGGAGGCAAAAGUAUAAUUUUGCUCCUCCAAAUAAUCCACAUUUAAAAAGUAUUCUUAUCAAGGCUGUUAUCCUAAAAUUAUAAUAUUAAAAUAUUUUUUUCCUCAAAUAACUUCAUAAAAGUUUAUAUUUAUUUUAGGUUUCUCUUGUUGAAUGAUAUUAUGUUGACAUAUUUAAUGCAAGGCUCCUGAUAUAAUGUUACAAUAGCAGUUGAUCAAUUUUAAAAAUACAUAGGCACAAUCUUUUUUUAUAAGCAUUUAAAUUUCGAAUUUUGACAAAAUUUAAUAAUUAAUUUGUAGUUGAAAAUUUAUAAAAUGUUCAAAUUUUAUAGCUAAGGAUUGAAAAUUUAAAACAAGGUUCCACGUAAAUAGAUUAUAUAUAAAUUACUCUAUUCACAAUACUAUCAUAAGAUAUACUUGGUAAUAUCAUAGGCUGACUGACCGUUUUCGGUCAGAAUCGUUUUUCUUAUACAAUGAUUUUAUAUCAUUGAAUUUAAAUUUAAAAAAAACAUCCAGAAAUUAGUAUUGAUAAGUUAAAAAAGCGGUGUUUUUUUUAUAACUUCAGACAUCAUUGAUUUAGUGCAUAGUAAUUAGUAAUAAAUACAAAAUUUAUUUAGUUAUUUUGUUAUUUAAUAUUAAUUAAUAGGUAUUUCUUAAAUUUUUUUUAUUAUUUUAUUCAAAACAUUAUUUUUAAAUAUUGGGAUUAAUAAAACGAUUUUAUUUAUUUAUUAUUUUAUAUAAAUUAGAAUUUGUUAAUAAACCAAGUAAUAAAUAAAUGGUUACCAUAAGUAGCAAACCGUUAUCUAUUAUAAAUUUACUGCAUUUGCGUCUAGUAGAAACAAAUAAAUGUUUUUUAAAGAUAAUGUUAUAUAUAAAAAUGUAUUCAAUGAAAUCAUGGACUCUUUCCCAUCUAAACCACAAAUCUAUACAGAUGCCUCCAAAACAAACUCAGGUGUCGCGAUCGCUAUCAUAAACGGAGAGCAAUCCAUAUCGUACAAAUUACCAGACCAUAAUAGUAUAUAUACGGCAGAAUACUUUGCACUCCUGGAAGGAGUCCACCUAGCCAUUCAACUACCCGAUUCCACCAUUAAGAUUUGUACAGAUUCGCUCAGCGCUCUAAACAAUCUGAAAUAUAAUUUACACUCAAGCAUCCUAGCAAUCAAAAUAAGCAACAUCAUUGAAAAAGCCAACAAGAACAUACGGUUCAUAUGGACACCUGGCCAUUGUGGAAUUGAUGGCAAUGAGAAAGCUGACAAAGUAGCUCGUGAAGCAGUAAAUAACCCUCUGACCGAAAUACGCACGUACUCCUCACUCAUCGACAUCCAUAGGAAUGUCAACACCUUUUGUACUAAUUUAUGGGAAUCUGAAUGGCGUCGUACACCCAAUAACAAACUGAGAGAAAUAAAAAAUAUUACUGAAUACUGGCCUAAGCCCCAUACAUCAAAUCGCAAAGAUGAAGUAUAGUCAUUAAUAGAUUACGUAUAGGUCACUCAAAGAUGUCCCAUGGACAUCUUAUGCGCAGAGAAGAACCAGCAAUGUGCCUAACCUGAGGAGAACCUCUCACAGUCAAGCACCUCCUUAUCAGCUGCCGUAUCCAUACAGAUACCAGAAAAAGUCUAAAAUUGCCCGACAACCUCUUUGAAGCCCUCAGCCCUAUCCAUGACAACACUAACAAAAUAAUCAUAUUUUUAAAACAAAUUGAUAUGUAUAAUUUAAUUUAAGAAUUUAUUGUAUUUGUAUAACUAUACUCUAUUAUGUACUAAUUACCAAUUUUUGUUGCAAGCUAAUAACCUUAGCAGUUGAUGCUGUACCAUGAAUAAUAAAAAAAAAAAAGAUAAUGUGAAAAUAUCCAUCAUCCAUAGGUUAGGACGGUUAGGUUGUAAUUACAAAUAAUUUAUGGCAAAUGACAAUCGUCUGAGACGAACAGCGAUUCCAAUACAUACUAACAUAUUUCGUUCCAUUCUGGUUAUUAAGCUAGGUACCUAUUUUUACAAAUGUCAUUAAUCUCAAUACUUCCAGACUGAACUUUUGGAUCAGAGAUAUGAAGACAUGCGGUUUUUCCUUGUCGGAGAUUCACAGCUCUGGCACUAGACAAUAUUAUAUACACUCGAAGGGAACGCGUUUCGCUGGAAGAAUGAAUAAUUACAUAAGUUUUGUCCUUCUACUCUUUUGACGCGGUAGACCUAAUGUAAAUAUUUAUUGUCAGACAAACUUAUAUACCCGCCAGACGUAGAAUAGUUUUAAAAAAUCCAGUUGUUAUAGGUGUACAACAAUUUGGAUAUUAUGAAAAUACUUUAAAUUAUAAUACUUUACCUACAGCUAAUUCAUUGUUAUAGUAGAAUAAUUUUUAAAAUUUAAAAUCAAUGAUUAGGAGGCAAUGCUUUUAUAAAUAGGAAGGUAGGUAUUUAUACCUAUACCUAUUAAAUUAAGAACAUACAUAAUGAUUAAUGUUAUUUAAUAUGAUUUGUAAGUAGUUCUUCGUAAAUCCGUUCCGUCAUGAUAGUUUUAGUUUUCGUUAAGCGGAUCCACCACUAUUAUGUCCGUAUGCAUAGUGAAUUUAUGUGUCACAUAACACAUAGUUUAACAUGUCUUAUGUGAAACAUAAAUGUUCUAUCCAUACGGGCUACAGGCAUUCAACAUUUGGGUUUUAAGAGAACACCUCAAACGCACGUUUUAUUUUGGGAGUUUUACGGGAUAUACUUAUAGGACAUUUUCUUCAAAUUUUCACACUUCACUAUUUGAUAUUGUGAUAUUAUUGGUACCUAGGUUAAGUUUCUGUUUUAGAAUAAAUCGAUAGGUUACCUUGGUAUAUCACAUUCUUUAAUCUAAAUUCUGGUAAUCGAGUAUUGGACAGUAUACAUACGUAACGUAUAAUUCGUAUCGUAGUUUAAUUACUAAAGAAAUAAAAAUUUCCCCAACAGUGUUUAGGGCCACCGGCCGCGGCAGGAGAAUGCAUUAUAUAGAAUGUCUAUAAACUUGAGGUCUAGUAUAUGGUUAAAAUUGGCAUGCGACCAAGGGGACUGGUUCUGGAAAAUUUAAAUGAUUUAAUAAGUUUCGUCUCAUUAUUUGAAUUAAACUAAUUUUUAAGUGAUUGUUGUGAAAAUAAAUUUUUAAUUUAUUUCAUUCAACAUGCUUAUCUUAGUUUUCUAGUACCUCUAGAUUUCUAACGAAAUUCAUAUCGAUCAUCUCAGAGCUUUCAUAUUCAAAACCAUAAAAAUAUGCAUUUUUAUCUUAUUUCAAUAUUUUUCAUCGAUUUCACUUUUCCAGGACAACCCCCUUGAAAUAGAAAACCAGAAUAUAUUACAGAUCACAAAGUUUUCUGUAAAGAACAUAUGAUAUUUUAUCAAUAAACCAUAUUUUACAGGAUGUAUCAAGAAGAUCUUACAAAAAAAAAAUUAUGCUACUUAAACGUAUGACAAAAAUUGUUAAUAUUAUGUGAUAAGUAAAUAAUUUAAGAAAUAUACUCAUGUCAGCAAAUUCCCAAAAAUAAUAUUUUUAAAAUAGUUAUUACAUUCCAAAAUAAUCUCGAAAGUAAUUUAAUUAACAAAUUAUAUAUAUUAAAAAAAUUCUAAAAAAUAAACUACUUGACUUAUAUAAAUGUUUUUACCAUAAAAACUGUUAUUAUAAUCAGAUUCACAAAUUGGCCAUUUCGAAUUUAUCUAAAAAAAUUUAAAUCAAAUUUUAAAUUUUUAUUUUCAGUAAUAAAAAAUAAAAAUAAUUUUUUGUAUAUUAUACGUGUAGCGCGAGUGACAAUAAAUUAUCUAUAAUAAAAAAACUUUAAAAUUUUGUAUAUAGCAAAAGUUAUGGCAUUUGUCAGAUCUUGGUGGGACAUACUGUAUAUACUGAGGAUAAGUUCUAUGGAUUUAUCAUAUUAUAAUAUAUUUAUGUCAUCUAUGGCAAUCGCCAAUUGUCGACAUUCGGCGGAGACGAUUCAUUAUUCUAAUAAUUGCAGUGAACAAAAAAAUAAAAUAAGCCAACAAUUGACGGAAAGUUCGUUAAGCAGUAUAAUAUUAUAAUAUAACACGAACUUUCACAUUUUGUAACGUUUAGGUUAUUUUCAUAAAAUAUUUUCACACUUUCUAGUUUCAAUUCGGAGCGAGAUGUAGACGGAUGAAGAUAACUGUUUUUUUCGGCGGCAGCAUGUGCUGCAGUACAGCUGGGUUUCACCGGAAGAGUCGAUGUUUACGCAAAUGGUAUUCUUCAGUGAAAAUUUACCAACUGGGAAUAAUAUAUCAUAAGCAGACUGAAAUGAGUGAACGUUUCAGUGUUUCGAAGACUAAGUUUCGUAGCAGAUUUUGAUUCGGUCACGGGUCCAGUUUCAAUUUGCAGCAAUGAGUGACACAGUAGUAGCAGGUGUGACUAGACCUGUACCGGAACAGAUGGUUUGGAAAAUUAUCGUAGUGGGUGACAUGAAUACUGGUAAAACUUCUAUCAUUGAACGGCACUGUGACAGACAUUUCAUCGAAGACCGUCGACCCACGAUAGGUAUUGAUUUAAAAAAGAAAACUAUCAAUUUCGAGAACAAAAGCAUUGUUUUAAAUAUUUGGGACACAGCUGGAACUGAAAAAUAUCAAUAUUUAUCUCAAUUGUUCUACAGAGAAUCAAUGGGGUUAUUUAUUAUCUACGACGUUACAAAUUUAAAUUCUCUACAGGACUUGCACAAAUGGAUGAAAAAUAUUGAUGAUAUAAUGUUAUUCGUGAUAUAUGUUAUUGUAACCUUUGUACUUACUAUUCUGUUUUUUCAUAAUAUUGAUCAAGUAUCAGUUAUCGCCUUGUUAUUUGCUCCUUCAAAUGUGGUAAGAAUUUUGAUUGGAGCUAAAUGUGAUAUGGAAUCAAACAGAAUGGUGUCGACCGAAGAAGGGAAACUGGUUGCAAAACAUUUUGGAAUACCCUUUUUUGAAGUAUCUUCUAAAAACAAUAUAAACGUAGACGAUGCAUUUUUGAGAAUGGUUUCUAUGAUAAAUGAGAUGGAAUCUGAAAAUACUAUUAAAAAGGAUUUUGUGAUCUUAGAAGACAAACCAAUAGUUUGUGACAUUGACAACCCAUCCGAAUGUAACUGUUGAUUUGAGAUGUAUUUAUAAGAAAAACAUGAUAACAUUUUAUAAAAUGGUUUCAUUAAAUGUUUACUUAUAAUGUUUUACUUAUUAGUUAUUAUUAUUAUAUAUUAUAUUCUAUAGAAAUACAUUUUAUAUUUUUAUGCACUGAUUAAAA